Aspergillus niger is the source of this 1371-nucleotide messenger RNA. RefSeq lists its product as uncharacterized. The annotation marks the transcript as partial. Gene Ontology annotation, biological process: transmembrane transport. The transcript is spliced from 4 exons. Lineage: Eukaryota; Fungi; Ascomycota; Eurotiomycetes; Eurotiales; Aspergillaceae. The record is from RefSeq and is a predicted model, not a curated record. Gene Ontology annotation, molecular function: oligopeptide transmembrane transporter activity.
AUGGCGGACGAGGUCACUGACAGUCCCGUCUCCACCCCCUUGGAGGAGGUGAAUGAAAAGAAGGACGACUUGCUGGUCAAGGAGACUGCAGACAUCCACGAUGUGGAAGUCGCCCCGGGCUUUGUCGCGGAGGCGGACCUCAAGGGAGAUUACAAAGAUCUUCCCAUCGGAGAGGGUAUUGUCCCUGACGAUAAUGACGAGUUCAUCGAUCCUCGUCUGAAGGACUAUCCCAUUCCUUUGGUGGCUAAGACGGUAGAUCUUCGCAAUGACCCGACUUAUGCCAUCCAGUUGCUAUCCUGGGGCAUGGGUGAUGCCAUGGCUCGGUAUUUACCCACGAGGCAAUUCAGCUUCUUUGGAUGGAAGUGGUCGAUGAAUCCAGGCCCUUGGAACGCUAAGGAGCAUGCACUUAUUGUUGUGGCCUACUGGGGUACUAUCGGAAUGGGACCCUUGUCUGCCAUCGAACUCUACUACGGUGAAAAGCUCAACGCUGGGUGGUCCAUGUUCUUCUUGUUAGCUUCCCAGAUGAUCGGAUAUGGCUUCGCGGGUCUCUUCCGUGAUAUCCUGGUUCGACCCCCGAAGAUGUAUUAUCCCGGAGUGUUGCCCAACGUGGCACUGUUCAAUGCGAUGCAUCGCAACCCAUCCGUAACUAAAAAAGCCCUCAAGUACUUUGCCAUCAUCGCAUCUAUCACGUUUGUGUAUGAGUGGCUCCCAGAGCUCAUUUUUCCUCUUCUGGGCUCUCUUCCUUUGAUUUGUUGGUUUGGCCAUGGCAACUGGAAAGCCUUUAUCCUGGGCUCGGGUACCUACGGAUUUGGUAUUCUGGACUUGUCGCUUGAUUGGAACUAUAUCACCUUCAUGUAUCCAUACUAUACACCGCUCUGGUCUAGUAUGAACCAGUGUAUCUUCGUCAUUUUCUGUAUCUGGAUACUCUACCCCGCCAUCUACUUUACCAACACCAUGAACGCACAGAACUUUGCACCAAUGGACACAGAUACCUACACCGUCAAUGGCAGCACCUACGAUGUUUCGGCCAUUGUUGGCUCCAACUUAGAGGUUAACCGCACUGCGCUGGCUGAGUACGGAUCCCCUUACUGGGCCCCAUCAUAUGUGUUUUACUGGUUCUGGACCUUCGCCGCCCUUACAGCGUCUAUGACCUACGCAAUCCUGUGGUACGGUAAAUCAGGCUGGGAGGAUUUCAAGAACGCCUGGAACAAUAAGCGCAGCGACUAUGAUGAUCCCUACCUCAAGCUCAUGUCCUUCCAAAAGCGGGUACCCCACUGGUGGUAUCUUAGUCUGCUUGGAAUAUGUGCAGUGAUCGCUAUUGCUCAGGGCUACGAAGGGAACAUGAAGCUUUCCGCGUGGGGCCUCAUCGUU